UCUUUAAAACGUAUAAAACAAUGGCUUCUCUCCCUACACCAAUUACUCCCGUUACGUCCGUUACUCCUGCUACACCUACUACUACAGCUGCUCCUGUCAAAACUGAAAAACCUCUUCCGUUCUUAUUUCAUUUUACCGCUGGAGGUAUAGCAGGAACAAGUGAAAUUCUUGUUAUGUAUCCGCUUGAUGUUGUAAAGACAAGGUUUCAGUUACAAGUUUCUGGUGCAGGAGGAGAAGCAUAUACUUCAAUUAUGGACUGUUUCAAAAAAAUUAUUAAAAAUGAAGGAUUUAGUAGACUUUAUAGAGGAAUUCUUCCUCCAAUCCUUGUUGAAGCACCAAAAAGAGCAAUAAAAUUUUCAGCUAAUGAACAAUAUUCUACUCUAUUUAAAAAAAUUUAUGGGAAAGACAAAAUGAAUCAAUCAUUAUCUAUUCAAGCAGGUAUUUCUGCUGGUUGUACUGAAGCUGUUGUUAUCGUACCUUUUGAACUUGUUAAAAUUCGUCUUCAAGACAAAGGAAAUGCAGGAAAAUAUAACGGUACAUUUGAUGCGAUAACAAAAAUUAUCAAACAUGAAGGUCCUUUAGCUUUAUAUAAUGGAUUAGAAGCUACAGUAUGGCGUCAUGCUACGUGGAAUGGUGGAUAUUUUGGUGUUAUCUUUUCUAUUAGAAGAUCAUUACCAAAAGCAGAAAAUAAACAACAACAACUUAGAAAUAAUUUUAUUGCAGGAGCAAUUGGUGGCACAGUUGGUACAAUACUAAAUACGCCUUUUGAUGUAGUUAAAACCAGAAUUCAAAAUGAUUCUGGUACUGUUAAAAAAUAUAAUUGGACUUUACCUGCUGUUAAAAUUGUCGCACAAGAGGAAGGUUUUGGAGCUCUCUAUAAAGGUUUCGUUCCUAAAGUACUUCGUCUUGGACCCGGAGGCGGUAUUUUAUUAGUAGUAUUUGAUCAAGUAACAACAUGGAUGAAAAAAUAUUUGUUGUAAAAAAAAAUAAUAAUUUAAAACACAAAUA
Messenger RNA from Rhizophagus irregularis DAOM 181602=DAOM 197198, 1008 nucleotides. RefSeq lists its product as uncharacterized. Gene Ontology annotation, molecular function: ATP:ADP antiporter activity. Lineage: Eukaryota; Fungi; Glomeromycota; Glomeromycetes; Glomerales; Glomeraceae. The record is from RefSeq and is a predicted model, not a curated record. Gene Ontology annotation, biological process: mitochondrial ATP transmembrane transport; mitochondrial ADP transmembrane transport. Gene Ontology annotation, cellular component: mitochondrial inner membrane.